AUGGACUUUGCACAAAUGCUCUCCUACCGGGAGCGGGUAAUGAAUAUUGCACUAGGAAUGGCGAGUCCAGACAGGGACUUAUGCCUGGAGUGGAUGCUCCACGAUACGUUCCAGGACAUGCGAAAUAUCGACGAGGUUCAGGCAAAUGAUGUUGCCCAAGGCUUUUGUCAACUUCUCCAGGCUCAGACAUCACAGGAGCGUAUUUCGAUACAAACUCUUGGGUCGUAUCUCAGUUUUAGAGAGGUAGAUGCAGGGAGACCGUUUGGUGCUAAGUUGCGCCUCAGCCAUGCUGAGCUGGAAAAUGUAUCCGCACUGGAAAGUGCUGCAUUUCGUCACAUGGGCGUGGUCAAUGAUAUCUAUAGCUGGGAGCGAGAAUGGAGAGUGUUCCAAGAGAAUCAAACUGAUGGUUCUCGGCCACUGUCUGCCAUCUAUAUCCUUGCCAACGAAACAGAGUUGCCUUUUGCAGCUUGCAAGCGAUUGAUGUACAGCUAUUGCCGAGAACUGGAGCUCGCCAUCAAGGAGACCCGAGAUAAGCUGCGAAACGAUGGCGUCAAUGACUUGUCACCAGAGAUGGAUAUGUACAUUAAAGGAUUGGAAUAUUUUAUGCGUGGGAAUGAGCUAUGGAGCCAGUGGACCCCAAGAUAUCGACAAUGA
This is a messenger RNA of Penicillium arizonense, 654 nucleotides long. RefSeq lists its product as uncharacterized. The transcript is spliced from 2 exons. The record is from RefSeq and is a predicted model, not a curated record. Lineage: Eukaryota; Fungi; Ascomycota; Eurotiomycetes; Eurotiales; Aspergillaceae. Bases 1 to 654 code for a protein of 217 amino acids.